ACAGUUCCCAGGGUCCCGUGCGUUAUUGCCUCGAUUUCCCGUUCCCAGAGCCAGGCGCAUGCGUAGUUUGGGAACUUAUGCGGACCGCGGAGUGUAGGGAACAAUAAUAAAGGAAGAUCGGAGGAGAGACAGAAACAUGUCGAAAGGCCCCGCAGCAGUGAGCUCUUCAUCCGGAGCCACCGCUGCCACACCUGCCCCCAUCGCCACAGGCUCCGUGUCUCCUGCCAGCGCGCUGCACGCACAGCCAGAGAAACCGCAGCACUACACGUACCUGAAGGAGUUCCGCACUGAGCAGUGUCCCCUCUUUGUGCAGCACAAGUGUUCCCAGCAUCGGCCCUUCACCUGCUUCUACUGGCACUUUGUAAACCAGCGGCGUCGCAGACCUAUCCGCCGUCGGGACGGCACCUUCAACUACAGCCCAGACAUCUACUGCACGCAGUACGAGGAGGGCUCAGGCACCUGCCCUGACGGUGACGACUGCCCAUUCUUGCACCGCACCGCAGGUGACACCGAGAGGCGCUACCACCUUCGCUACUACAAGACGGGCACCUGCAUCCACGAGACAGACGGUAAGGGCAACUGCAGCAAGAACGGGCCGCACUGUACCUUUGCACACGGACCACAGGACCUGCGCACACCCGUCUACGACAUCAGGGAGCUCCAGGCGAUGGAGGCAGUGCAGAACGGGCCGGCCGCUGCUGAGGGCAGUACUGAGGGGCAGCCAGCCAUUGCAGCCAGCUAUGCCCUGAUUGAGAAGAUCCUGUGUGAAGAGCCCCGGUGGCAAGAGACCAGCUAUGUGCUGUCCAGUUACAAGACCGAGCAGUGCAAGAAGCCCCCCCGACUGUGUCGCCAGGGUUACGCCUGUCCCUACUACCACAACAGCAAGGAUCGUCGCAGGGGCCCCCGCAAGCACAAAUACAGGUCGCUGCCCUGCCCUGGGGUGAAGCAUGCUGAUGAGUGGGGUGACCCCAGCAAGUGUGAGAACGGAGACGGCUGCCAGUACUGCCACACGCGCACAGAGCAGCAGUUCCACCCAGAGAUUUACAAAUCCACAAAAUGCAAUGACAUGCAGCAGGCUGGCAGCUGCCCACGCGGACCCUUCUGUGCCUUCGCUCACAUGGACCAGCCUUUAUGCAGUGAUGAGGCCCAGUCCUCCUGCUCGGCCUCCAGCCCAACGCUUGCAGGCCUGCCCCUCUUCACCCCUGCAGACUCGCUGCCUGUCAGCCCUACAAGUCCGCACACCACUGAGCUGCACAGCAUUCUGUCCAGCAGCUGCAGCUCCCCCAACCCCUCCAGUAUUUGCGUCUCACCACAGAGGAUGCUGGGACGGAUGCUGAGCCAGGAGUCCUCCAAUCUGGAUGCUCCAUUCUUCACAACUGUGGGAGGCGGCUACGGAAAAGCACCAGGGUUUGAGCGUGAAGACCAGGCAAAACAGAAAGCACAUACCCUGGAGCAUAGGAGUGGAGACCCAGCCCCCUUCCACUGUAGUACUGGACCCACACCGGUUCGACAUGCACUGGAUGGACUGGGUCUGCUCCCUGUUGGGAGCCCCCCAAUGUCCAGCAUCUCCUCCAGCAUGACAUCUAGCCUGGCCACAACCCCCCCCAGCCCUGCAGCCAGCAGCAACACCCGUGGCAUGAACGCCAAUGCGCUGCCCUUCUACCCCACCAGCGACACCGUUGAGUCCGUCGUGGAGUCUGCCCUGGAUGAUCUGGACCUCAAUGAUUUUGGCAUGGCAGCGCUAGAGAAGAGUUUCGACAGCACAACUGCAGCCCGCAGCAGCAUCAUGAUCGGGGGGAGUUUGCUGCAGAGCUCGGCUCCCGUUAACAUCCCUGGCUCUCUGGGAAGCUCCGCCUCCUUUCACUCUGCCUCACCAUCUCCACCAAUCAACUCUUCUCAUUUCAUGCCCUCCAGCCUCCAGCAGCACCAGCGCCACCUGAGCCAAUCAGACGGCACCUUUCCGCAGGGCUCACUAGGUCUGAACGGAAUGAACAGCAGUAUCUGGGAGCACUUCCCCCCUGGGAACUUCUCCCCCAGCUCCUCCCCCGCCUUCCUGACAGGCGCCAGCCCCGGGGAGCUGACACGACUGCGGCACGAGCUGGACGAGGCCAGCAGAGCGCUGAAACAGUGGGAGGAGUCCUGGAGACAGGCCAGACAGGCGUGUGACAUGUGGAAGAGGGAGGCGGAGGAGGCGAAUGAGGACGCAGCCAGCGCAGGCCGGGAGGUUGCCGUGGCGGUCAAGCGGAGGGAGGUGCUGGAGCAGCGAGCUCAACAGCUUCAAGAGGAGCUUCAGUGGCUGCAGGCCGGAAAGGAGCCGCAGAUCCUUCACUGCUACGAGCAGCUCCAGCUGCUGCCCCUGCCCACGCUGUAUAACCUGCAGACACAACUGCGCUCCGGCCUGGAGAGAGUCGAGCAGGCUGUCUUCCAGCUGCAGAAGGUGAAAUGUCUUCGCUGUCAGGAGGGGAGCCGUGUGAUGUUGCCGUGCCAACACACUGUGCUGUGUGAGGCCUGCUCCUGCACAGAGGAGUGUCCUGUCUGCCAGCCUCCCGGGACACUGAGCCUGCAGUCCUGACCACACCGGCCUUCCUGCAGUAGAUUGAGGGGGGGAGACUACUCAUAUCUAAUAGACUAUUAGAGCUGGAAGAGCCCUUCUAUGUACAAACUCUAUCUGUUUACCGGCAAGUGGCAACAACAGCACCCAGUCGGCUGAUUUUGUAGGAACCACCAGUGAUCCCUCUGGUUAUCUACUCUGUCAAACUCAAAGCAGGUCAACCACAGUUACACAUCUCUGUAACACAGAGGGGUGUUAUUUAAGUCCUGUGUAAAUGGCUGAGGGAUUCUUAGAAACAUUUAUUGUCUAGCUCUGUCCUUACAGUCUGAACUGGGUGAGGGGGCAAGUAGGCUGCUUCUGCAGUAUAUCUUACAUAACCGCAUCCUGCUUUUGCAAUUAAUUUGGCAGUAAUAAUUUCUAACAACUGUGACCUGUUCAAAGUCUAACAUGUAGAAACAUUUAGAUGUUGCUAAUCUAAAACCUAUCCUCCAAAGAAUUACCUUCCCACAAACCUAGAACCAGUUUGAUAAGGCAUUGCCAAACCAAUUUGACACAAACCAGAGAUGAUGUGCUUUUAUGUUGCUCUGACUGAGUUGGGGUCCACUAAUGUAUAAAAUCCUAUAACGCAGCCCUCAAAGAUGGAGCUGUGCUGCUGUUCAGCUGUUAAGAAGGAGAACCUUUUUUUCUCCUUGCCAUUCCAGGGCGAUUAGUGUUGUGCUUUCCUUGGCCUGCUGGCUCCCAGACCAGGCACUGCUGUGGGUAUGUGCCUGUGCAGAGUUCACACACAGCAGGGUGACCAGGCCGACCAGCUGGGCAGCAGCAAGAGUACCUGACCAUGAUGCAGUCCAUAGCCAUUCAUUGGCCAACACAAAGCUGUGACCACAUAACACGACCAGCCUGAGCCAGUUUACAGGCAGCCUUCCAGUCAUAAACAGGUCCCUGCAAACUGCAUCUUCAUGGUGUACAGGGAUUCAUUUCAGUUUUCUCUUAAAGCAGCAGCUUAUUUCUAUUUGAUCUUUUCGUUAUAUACAUCAUGUAAUGUAAUAAUGCAACCCUGCCCCCCACCGGCUUUCCUUUAAGAAAAGGCCAUAUGCAUUCCAAACCUGUAUUUCAUUGCAGCAUUAUUUGUGUUUUUGUCUUUAAUAUGUCCUGUAAUGGUAGCUGUUGGAUGUGAGGCACGAGGGUAACUAAAACAGUAUCCCGUGGCUGGCAGUCAGAGCAUCGUGUGUAACUAUUGGCAGGUAACAAACACAUGACUUGAUGUCCUGGACUAAAAUGGCAAAGGUUUAUGUUGAAAUGUCUGAAUCAGUUCAAAGUCAAAUUCCCCCAGUGCCUACCACCCCGGCCUAGCCUUUUCACACUUUGUGUACAGACAGCCUCAGCUAAAAAAAAUGAAUCGUUGAAGAUUGUUUUAAAGGUUGUUUAACUGGUCAUUUAAAGUAACAACUGUUUUUUAUUAAAAAAAAAAAAAAAAAAAAAAAACUUUAAUCAGAAAUCGACUAACAAAUCUAAUCCCGAUAAAAUAACAAAAAAAUAAGAGCAGGGAGUUAAUUAAGUAUAUAAACAGAUACACAUAAAGUAAAGCUCUCCAGACAUAGAUUACGUUACAUAAUAUCAGCUCUCCCAGGUUGGCUGCAGAAAGUGAUUGACAUCACAGUGCGAGAUUUAUUAAUCUCUUAAUAGAUAUUUAUCUUUAAAUCUUUAAAAGUAUGGUGGUGCACUGGUGUGUGGCUGACCUCUUAAGGAUUUCUCCCACUAAGGGCAAUGUCAAAAAUACUAUAUAACUCAGCAGAAGAGCACUGUUCAUUAAUUACAACCAUGAUGUUCCACUGUGUAACAUUCCUGCUCUGUAUAGUUUGUAAGUGAAAUAUCUUGUGCUUUGAUAGAUAAUCCUAAUCAUUUUAUGAUGGCGCUUUUUAUAAGAACACUAGUUUAUAAAGAGAUUUCAAUUUCUCUGUGUCUUCCCUGUGGAGAUUCAUUCUCUUCUUCACAUUCAAGACAUUCUGAUUUUAUUUUUCUUUUUAAAUGUGAGUGUACUUCUACUUGAUAAGCAUUUGUUUUGGCGAUGUCUGAAGGGAAUUUAUAUGAAUAGAACUCGUUCCAGAAUGAUGUUUUUGGAUUUUGUAGAGGAAAAUAAAUCUAUUUUUUGCUA
Messenger RNA from Acipenser ruthenus (sterlet), 4703 nucleotides. Its product is annotated as RING finger protein unkempt homolog. The transcript is spliced from 16 exons. NCBI's taxonomy places the organism in Eukaryota, Metazoa, Chordata, Actinopteri, Acipenseriformes, Acipenseridae. The coding region runs from base 137 to 2572 and encodes 811 amino acids. The record is from RefSeq and is a predicted model, not a curated record. Gene Ontology annotation, biological process: cell morphogenesis involved in neuron differentiation. Gene Ontology annotation, molecular function: metal ion binding; mRNA CDS binding.